This is a messenger RNA of Pocillopora meandrina, 1307 nucleotides long. The record is from the annotation of a GenBank genome assembly. Lineage: Eukaryota; Metazoa; Cnidaria; Anthozoa; Scleractinia; Pocilloporidae.
AUGCAUGAAAGAAUAUAUUACAAACUGGAAGGCAAGUCCCUGAUAGGAAAUGUAACGGAGAUUAGAAAAGUAAGGGACUUCUUUGAUUGUUCGUUCGUUUGCAUGGGGAAGGGCAUCCCUGCCUGCCUAUCUUUUAACAUUGGUAGAUCCGCUGAUGACAACGGUUACUAUGUGUGUGAGAUGAGCAACUCAGAAAGGUACAUGGACCCUGAAAGAAUGCAAGACCGCAUUAGUUUUGAUUACUAUGGCACAACUACUGAGGUGAGUUACGUUCUUUUCAUUUUAAUAAAAAGAAGUGAAACUGGAUAAAUUUGCUUUCUUCAAAUUUCGUUUUUCUCUUCGAGAAAAACUCGAAAGAGUCGGUAAAUAAUUCGCGCACGACUCGUAGCUUACAACCUUUUUCGUGCUUUCCCAUCAUCGCGCGUGGGUAAUUACGCUGGUAAACCCUACCGAUAGAAAGUGCGAUCUAUUGUAUAAGUAUUUCAACUCAAAGUUAAAUUAUUGUUUAUUCAAGCUACACGCGAGUGAAUUUCUUUUACUAUUUUUGCUAAAAAGAAAAAAAAAAAAGGGGUGAAAACAUGAAAUUAAAAAAGCUUAAAUAAGUUAAACUUACAGCUGUCACAUGUCUAAAUUUUUUUAGGAAAAUACACAUAUAUAUAUUUGACUUCAAAAUUUUAUCUUACACAAUUUUGUAAUCUUAUACGACCUUUUCUCGAAGAAGUAAACGGAAAUGUUUUUGAUUCUUCACUGCAGAUGCUUUACAGCCUUCUGCCAACAUGUGACAGUAUUACUUGUAAUCAUGGAGGAAAGUGCACUCAAGGUCAGCGGUUGGGUAAAAUUACGUGUCAGUGCCUUCCUGAAGUUACUGUGUUGCCAUUCAUUGACGAUAAGUGUAAUGUUGGUAAGCAUGAUUUUGAUCAUUAAGGAAUAUUUUUUCAUUACGGUUUGAGACUAGAAGCACCAGAUUAGUAAGUACAGACGUUUUCGAUUAGUAAGAAAAGACGUUUUCGAUUAAUUCUGGAGAGAAUCGAAAAUUGGUUUGCGGUGCUAAAAUCAGCAGAGGGUUCAUGGCACAAUUUUGAAUCCCAACAAAUAUUGAUGUUACUGUAUCUCUUUCCUUAGAUAUGAAUGCGAUGACGCAGCUGGGGGCCGUGAGGGGAGUUUUUCAAGCUCAAGUGGGCAUAUAUUCCUUGACCUUUAAUGACGCCCAACGUCUUUGUGCACUGCUUGGGGCAACCUUAGCUACAUACGAUCAGUUAUACACUGCUUGGGAAGCUGGCCUUCAAAGAUGCAGGUACGGUCUACUU